UUCCGCCUCUUUGUUUUAAACUCCAGCCGGAAUUUUUUUCCUCCUCAUUUUUCUCUCUUAUUUUAACUAAGGGGGGACUCAUUGGGAACACGGUAGCCCCCCUGGCACCCCGCUCCUUCCACGGGGCUCCUGCAUCCCCACAGAUAGCCCCCUCCGUGGCUUUGCCAGCUGCACAGACACACACACCGAGGCUGUUCCUCUUGCCCUGUGUGUCUGUGCUGUGCCCGGUGGUGAGAGCCCCUCCAGCAAGCAGCGGCGGCUCCAUCUACGGAGAGCCCGGACCCGGCACCACAGCAGCCGCUCCACAGCCACAAUUGCAGCAGACACCAAAGAUGCUGACUCGAAAGAUUAAACUCUGGGACAUUAAUGCUCACAUAACAUGUCGUUUGUGCAAUGGAUAUCUCAUUGAUGCUACUACUGUGACGGAAUGCUUACAUACCUUUUGUAGAAGUUGCUUGGUGAAAUAUCUGGAAGAAAAUAACACAUGUCCUACGUGUAGAAUUGUCAUCCAUCAAAGUCACCCUCUACAGUAUAUAGGUCAUGACCGAACAAUGCAAGAUAUCGUUUACAAAUUGGUGCCAGGUCUCCAAGAAGCUGAAAUCCGUAAGCAGAGAGAGUUCUAUCACAAACUCGGAAUGGAAGUGCCUGGUGACAUCAAAGGAGAGCCGUGUGCAGUUAAGCAACAUGUAGAAGCUGUUCGAAACGGUGAAACAAAACCUGAAGAAAAUGCAACUAAAGAUACAACGGAAGAAAAACAAGAAGAAGACCAUGACUACCAUAGAAGUGAUGAACAGGUCAGUAUAUGCUUAGAAUGCAACAGUAGCAAAUUACGUGGACUCAAGCGAAAAUGGAUACGGUGCUCAGCCCAAGCAACAGUCUUGCAUCUUAAGAAGUUCAUAGCCAAAAAACUUAAUUUAUCAUCGUUUAAUGAGUUGGACAUAUUAUGCAAUGAAGAAAUUCUGGGAAAAGAUCACACACUUAAAUUUGUUGUUGUCACAAGAUGGAGGUUUAAGAAAUCACCACUUCUUCUACAUUACAGACCGAAAAUGGACUUGCUGUAAAAGAACUUUAUUGUCCUGUCUGGACAAGGUUUUUGCAGAGACUAUCAUGGGCACCACCACAGUGCACCACAUGACUCACAACAUGUGACCUGUACCAGCGGAUUCAAGCCAGAAGAUUGUAGCGCACUCACAGGAGAACUUCUUCACUUCAAAAUGUUUCUCUUACGCAACACAAUUACCAGAAUUCUGGAAAGGAAAAAUAUUUAUACUUUUUGUACAAGAAAAAAAGAGAUAAUUUUUCACAACUCAAGACACUACCAGCAUGGCGUUUACAAACAUUGAACACUUUUCAUAGAUAUACAUGUCUUUGCUGCAAACUACAUCCAAGUUUGUUUUUGAGAUGUAUUGAUCGUCAUAUAUAUUAAUAAAUAUAUAUCUAUAUAUAUAUAAUAGAUAAAGAGAUUGACACCAAAUUACUUUAGGUUGCUUUUUAAUUGUUAAAAGAUUUUAUAAAUCAUUUACAAUUAAAACCUACUAUCCGGUUUACUUUGUAGAUACCUUAAAAAGAUAACUGUAUAGGUGGAUAGCCCAGUGCAGACAUUUGAGCCAAUAUAUUUGUACAAACAAAUUGGGAGUUGUGAUUUAUGCUGUUUCCAGAAUUUCUUGUUUGGUGGAAAAUAUCUUUUGCAAAGAUUAGUAAUUGAAUUAUGCAUUUUGACUGGUGUUAUAUUUGUGAUCUGUUGCCACAGUGCACUUUUGGCCUUUAGCUGCAAUAUUAUUAGAAGUCCCUCCACUUGCGCCAUGUGGUUGUAGUACUGUUACUGCAAAUUAUGUUAGUCCAGGCCGGUUUGGGCUUUGUUACUCUUGGUGCUAACAUCCUCUUUAACCAGAAAUAUUGACAUGGUGCAGUGAAUUUUCGUCAGUGAAUAAUACAGGAAAACACAUGUGCCUGCUGGAGUUGCAUGGUUCUACUUUGAUAAGAAUCUUAAAGUGGACCAUGUAAAUUGAAAGAAUGUAAUGAAUUAAAACCGAAUGCAUACAUUCAUGAAACAAUCUACAUUUUUGCAACUAUCUAUUGGAUCACUUGAAUUUGAAAUGGUGCUACAAUAAACCCUCUGUUGGUGAAAUUCAGUAUAUAGCUGUAUAGGCCAGCAGCUCCUAACUGGCUGCACUGUCUGCUUAUCCGAGAUAAGUAUGUACGAUCAAAGACAGUGUUUACGAGUAAAUGUGAUCUAACAGCACUGUAUAGCUAUGCGUAUGUGUUAACCUAACAACCUCAGCAGUGAAAUAAACUGAAAUUUUUUUUUUUUUUACAAACACCAUGUCACAAAGUCUACUACUACUACCCUAGCUCCCCAUACACCAUUUUCAGUUCUCUGUUUUAAUAAUGCGGGAGCAAAAAUAAAUGGGCUAGUUGCACUGAUAAGGCCAACAUUUUGCAGAUGGGAUACAUGAAGGAGAUAUAUUGGAUUAAUGGAAGCCUCUGUGAGGUACAUUGUACUGUUGCUCCUGAAACUUCAAAGUAAAUGUUACAUUUAAGAAUGGGCAAAGAAGCACUUUUUUGUCAGAUUUUAUUUGAUACGUCUGUGCUAUUCUCAUAAGCCACACUUUGGCCUAUUGUGUCUGAAACGUAUUUUGAAGGUGGGGAAUUAUGUUAGUCAGUGAACGGGGUUUUAGAAUUUCUUUCACUGCAUUGUGUCUGCAAAAAUAAUAUUUAUAUGUCUUUGCUGUGUCCUGCAACAGUGAGACAAAAGAUAGCCAGGUAUACAUACAUUUUGUUUAAUAUAGUUCAUAUGGAAAAUAGUAAAUUCUGACAGAAUAUAUGAGAAAUUUAACAAGGAUUGGAGGGGUUUAAAAAUAACUUUAUAAAAUUAUUUAUUCUAUUUUAAGCUUUCUAUAUUAUUUUACCAUUGAAAAGGUUUAAGUGACCGGCUUUAUUUACGGGCAUAUAAAAAUUGUGAAAUGUUUAACAAGCUUCAUUUUUUUUUUUCUUCUCUUCAUCAUACAAUAAAGGUAAGUUAAAGCAUCAGGAAUGCAGUUGUGCAAUAGACUUGCAGAAUACCAUGUUUAAGUAAAUGUUUGUCUUCAGCGCUAUGAAAAUUAAGAUUUUUUUUGUUUUCUUCUUUUGGUUUAAGCAUCGGUAAGAGUUUUUUUCCCUUGAUAAAGUGUAUUUGUAAGUUGGCUCCCCUCACUUCUCUUUAAGUUAACACCUCUAUUCCUCAUGAAAUGACAAUGCUGGAUCAUCUUUACUCUACUCUCUAUUGUUCCUACUUUAAAUGUACUUUGAGACUACAACACUCUGUCUUUGUUUUGAAACAUAUUUUUCAAGCAAGACUUUUUGGUUUAGAAGUCUUUUGCUUAUUGGAUAUGUAUUCAGCCUUAAAAUACGACCAUGUUUUUGGAAUUUAUUUUUAGCUAUUUUAGAACUAAAGCUGUAGCCCUACUCAAAAUAAUAUUCCAAACUACAACUAUAUUUUGACAUGCAAACCUCCUAAAAACAGGGUCCAACACUUAAUUUUAUUGCUGUAAUGACUGUAGCCAUACAAUUAAUGUGUCUGUCUAAGCAUCCGUUUAAUAUUGAGAUUCAUUGAACUCAAUAAUAAAAAAAUAGCUUGUUUCUUGGGACGUGAAACAGCCUAAAAUAUGGCCCAAAUUACCUUGAGCGCACAAAGCCCUAAAAUGACUUUUGGGUGUCUUCAUUUCUUUUACCAGUACGGUGUGUCCCUACAGUCUGACACUGUCAGAAGGAACUUGGCAAUAUAACACCUUGCAGGUACAUGGAUCAUGGACAAGAGAGAAGUUAACACCCAAUUGUCAGUUUAUGUGUACAAUUUAAUGGGAAAUAACACAAUGCAUGUGUAUGCUGCAUUCGUAUAAAAAAAUACUUAUCAUUUGUAAUAACUUUUGACAUGUCUUAGCGCCUUUCAAAAAUUUUGAUCAGUGGAGGUUUGAGUGUUCAGAUCUCCCUCGAUCAGGAGAACGAGCCAGAAGUAGUCUGCACUGCGGCACUCUUCUCUCUCUGACUCUCUGUCACGUAGUUGAGAUGCUCAUAGACUUACACUGCCGAGUUUGUCUCAAUCAUGUGACACUGAGCCUGGAGAGAACAUGCGGAGAGUGAACUUCUCCCUGCUUGUUCUCCUGAUUUGUGAAGCUCUGAACACUCAGACCCCCGCUGAUCAAAACUUUUGACAUGUCGCUAGGACAUGUCAAAAGUUUUUACAUACGACAGUGGCCAUUUAAUUAAAAAAAGAUGACUGGAAAGCUAAUACAUCCUCUUAAAAAUGCAUUCUUUGCUUUUAACAUAAACCUAUGAAAAGAUGGCACUCUCACUUUAUGACUUGCACCAAACCUUUGGGUUAGGGGCUUUAACACUGAUUUAGGACUGUGUUCCCUUCACUUAUUUUUGAUUUAUUUAAUAUUUUCCUCACAGCAGCGGCCUCACCACCCCGCUGUUCAGGGAACUGCAGCAUGACUGGAUAUAAGUGAGUUGGGCUAGCUUCAGUUCAAAGCACAAUGAGGUAGUCAGGAGUGCCAAAGUGUAGGGAGAAUAUAGGAGAUGCAGUACUAAAUGAGUUGUACAGCCCAUAGUUCUAGAGGUAGGAUAUUGAUCAUAAUGUGAUGGCCUAUUCUAGCAAUAUGCAAUCACUUUAUAUGAUGGGAUUUACCCAAAUAAUUAAAAUAUUAGAUCUUUUUAGUUUUUGUGAAGACUAUUAUGUCAUGCUAAACUUUAGUACGGUGCUUUUCAAAAUAUUACAUACCACCUUUUCUUUACAUAGUAUUAAACUUUUUGUAUAAUUCUAAGGUUUGCUCCCUUAUAGUAUUCUUAUGAAAUGUAUUCAAAUAAAUGCAAAUAGCCUUUGAAAUACACAUCAGUUUUAUACUCCAGGAUGAGUGAUUGAUUUGUUCUUAAUUAAGCUUUUGCCAUCUCUCUCUGCAUGAAUACUCUGACUGUUAAGUAGAAAUGUUUUUGUCUCCCUGAAGACAAAAUAAAAAAAAAGAAAGAAAUCAGGUACACUUUUCAGGGUUUGGCUAACAUACAUGGCCCGCAAAUUUAAUGGCACACCUGAGGUUUUAAUGUGAUGGCUGUAUUAUUAGAUUUUUUUUUUCUCAUUGUAUGUAUAUUAUAUGAGGGAUAUAUUUCUACCCAACUUAGAACUAUUUGGCUUAAAUUAAAUAAUUUUCAAUUUCUGCACACUAUAUUAUCUACUAGUGUCAUUAACACUACACUGAAGAUAUCACUGAAUGGUUUCAGUAUUGAAAAUGCAUUAAGAUAAAAAAAAACUAUUGCUUUUAGUACCAUUUAUAAGCCUGAAGAAUUUCAUGUACUUAAAUAAAUUUACAAAAAGGUUAAUUUGGUGCAAAUGUUUUUUCUUCCUAAAAGUUUACAUAUUUUUUUAAUUUUUUUUUUUUUUACUUUGUGUUACUGUGUAAACGUUGUAUCAAAUAUAGAGAUUUUUGUCCAUAAUUCCUUUGGGUAAGGCUAUAUUGCUUAAUGUUUUGAUUUUUCCUACAGUGAAGCUUGUAUUCUGUGUUUUGCCAAUUAAUAUUAUAUGCUUGUAAUAAAAGCUAA
This is a messenger RNA of Hyla sarda, 5571 nucleotides long. It is a transcript of the gene PCGF3, whose product is annotated as polycomb group ring finger 3. NCBI's taxonomy places the organism in Eukaryota, Metazoa, Chordata, Amphibia, Anura, Hylidae. Gene Ontology annotation, biological process: regulation of transcription by RNA polymerase II. The record is from RefSeq and is a predicted model, not a curated record. The transcript has 9 exons. Gene Ontology annotation, cellular component: PRC1 complex. Bases 333 to 1061 code for a protein of 242 amino acids.